Messenger RNA from Aspergillus calidoustus, 1947 nucleotides. The record is from the annotation of a GenBank genome assembly. NCBI's taxonomy places the organism in Eukaryota, Fungi, Ascomycota, Eurotiomycetes, Eurotiales, Aspergillaceae.
AUGGACCGUCUACCGCCGGAGAUACUGCGACUGAUUUGCAUCUAUGCUCGGGAACAUGACACCAACGACCUGGCCACUCUGCGUCGCGUCAGUCGCAUCUUGCUGCAGGCGUCAACACCAGUGCUGUUUGAGAACCUCACUAUCACGCUAAAUAACGGUAUCGACACACAACAGCUUCUUUCGGAAUUCCACGACUCGGGCUACGGCGCCCUAUACCUCGAACACGCUCGGACCCUUGACCUGAUCUGUCUGCGGGACUUGGUUUGUUUCGACGCCCGUAAAAUCUCCGAAUCUGUCAAGGACAUGCGCGCGAACGUAUUUGGUCACAUUCCACGGGUCGCUCUUCCCUUCUUCCUGGAGGGAUACUUCCUGCUGGGCGUCACUCCGGCAUCCCGUUUCGAACCUUAUGCAUGGCGCUGGGCCUUCGAUGCAUUCUGGAAAGAGGAUUGGCAGCCAGUGGCGACCCUUGUAUCUCGUCUUAAAUGCUUGAUGCAGUUCAACUAUGCGCCAUUAAACCGGUUUCCGAUGCCUCUACACGAAGCACUUGCCAAAUACCAUCCUAGCUGCACGUUGAACAUCUGGCAGGGGGCUACGCCGCUCAUGGACCCUCCACUCCAUCAGCAGACAUUUCUCAACACAAACCCUCUUCUGGAUUCGCUUCCGCGCAUGGAUGAGUACUGCCUCUCUAGCCUUCGGAGCUGUACAGCACUGUGUCCCGCCAACUCGAAGAAGAAGGUUACUGCGCCGGUACCGAAGGCCUACAUGAUCCGACACCUGUCACACCUCGCCGCAUGCCGCAACCUUCGACACCUUGAGGUUCGCCUGGAUAGUCGCUGGGGUACAUAUGAAGAAAUAGUUAUGGGGAACGAAAAGUGGGCGCUUUCUCCCCCAGAAGCGAGGGCCAAGCUAGAAUCUCUCACGAUCUCAAGCUCUGGUCCUCGUGAGGAAAUCCUGAUGGAUUUAACCAGUAUCUUUGACCUCUCAACGCUCAAGUCGCUCGAUUUCCAUAUCUACGAGCAUCCAGAUCUCUUACGGGAAAUGGCACCACGUCUAUCAAGUCUCCAGCGGCUCUUCAUCUCUCUCGACACUUAUCUAGGCCGGGAACCAGACAUUUCAGUCGAUAACCAAAGCAUUGUAGAGGCCAUUGUGGCCUUCCGCCCAUUGCAAUACCUUUGUCUUCGAGGAGUCCGCAAUGUGGCAACCCUCCACUCGAUUCUUGAAUACCACGGGCCCUCGCUCGAGGGCCUCCUGAUUGAGUCCACAACAAGAAGCCGUGGGGGACGAGUGAUUGACAACUACUUCAAGUACCCGGCAAUGACACCUGCGGAUGUCCGACGGAUCGAAGAGUGUACCCCGCUGCUUCGCGAGCUUCGACUUCCGCUUAAACGCACCAAGGGCGACAGAGACGAAUGCGCCAUGUACAAAGCCAUUGGAUCCUUCAGCAGUCUCCGCUCUCUCCUUCUAGACCUCCACUACGACAACCGCACCCCUUCAAUAUAUCAGAAUCAUCGCCCCGAUCCCAUCGAGCUCCGGGAAAUCCUCAUCAACGCCGCAACAGAUAGCGACCUCGCCCAAAGCAUCUGGAACCUGAUCUUCAAGAACCAGUCCAGCAAGGCCCUUCGUAAUCUCACCGUCCGCCCCUUUGGCUCCGAAGUCUUCAGCAUGCCCGAGGCGUAUCUUCCCAUGACCGUCGGGCAGACCUUCCUGGUGGCGCGGCCGGUGUUUGACGCCUUCGAGCCACUGCAGAUCAAGAGAAUUGCCAAGGGUGCGUACGAGUUAGAGGUCGAGCACCGGCUGAUGGAAGGAGACGGUCCCAAUCCCAGGCGAGGGCUACCGCGUAAGCUAAGGGAAGCGGUUGAUGCGCUUUGGCCUGGGUCAGGGAAAUGGGAGUCGCGUUGGAAGAGUUUUCCGCUCGAGGAGGGUGACGACUAUGAGGGGGCGCGGUAG